AUGCCAAUAAGUGUCCUAAAUCUUGGAGAAGGAACCAGAAUACGGAUAGGAGUAGGGAGCCCUACAUCGACCAGGGUCUUGUUCUGGAAUUCCAACGAGUGCGGCAAAGCUAAGAUGACUCCCAUCAGAAAUGUGAGCUAUGUUCCCGGUCUUAGAUAUAGCCUGAUUUCAUGUGUCGAACUUGGUCGAAAAGGUCUGCGGACAACGCUUGAGAAUGAGGAGAGGUGCGAGAUAAUUAACCGAGAAACUGGUGACGUCAUCGCUGUAGCAGAAUCUUCUGAAAAUGGCCUGUUCAAGCUUCGCUGUGCCGAGAACUCAAAGAUAUCCAACGUUACUGCUUCAACUGAUGGGGCUUUUCUGUUAUGGCCCAAGCGACUCGGCCAUUUGAGUUCAGGUGGAAUGGCACGCCUUUUAGAUCUUGCGACCUGA
Messenger RNA from Nezara viridula (southern green stink bug), 429 nucleotides. The record is from the annotation of a GenBank genome assembly. Lineage: Eukaryota; Metazoa; Arthropoda; Insecta; Hemiptera; Pentatomidae.